This is a messenger RNA of Lagopus muta (rock ptarmigan), 1791 nucleotides long. It is a transcript of the gene LACTBL1, whose product is annotated as lactamase beta like 1. The coding region runs from base 1 to 1791 and encodes 596 amino acids. The record is from RefSeq and is a predicted model, not a curated record. The transcript has 7 exons. NCBI's taxonomy places the organism in Eukaryota, Metazoa, Chordata, Aves, Galliformes, Phasianidae.
AUGAGAAGAGAAUUCUCAGCAGCCAUGGAGGGGUUACAGCUGCGGCAAGCAUCCAGCAGUCGAGGCCUCCUCAAGCUCUCUGUUAUGGAAGUGAAGUGGAUUCAUGUGUUGGUCAUCUUCUUCUUCCUGCUGUCUGUUGCUAUGACAGGCUGCUUUCUGUGGCAGUACAGCCUCCCCAAGGUGGAACCCAACCCAUCUGUGAUGGAAGUAAGAUCAGAAUCUGUGCAGAUGUGCCCACGCUACCCUGAACCAGUACCACUGGACCACCCAAUCCCCAUUUUGAAGGAAGCAUUGGAGAAGGUAGACUUGAUGCUACGCCAAAAGAUUCAUAACUCUGGUCUACCUGCCAUGUCUGCCAUCGUUAUCUACAAUGACACUGUGCUCUGGACAGGCAACUUUGGGAAGAAGAAUGCUUCAGAUCCCUUCUCAGUGGUGCCCAAUGAGUACACUAUUUACAGAAUCGCCAGUGUCUCCAAGAUCUUUCCAACCCUUAUGCUGUACAAGAUGUGGGAGGAAGGGAAAGUCACAUCUCUGGAUGACUCUUUGGAACGUUACGCCCAGAACUUUGCUAUUAAAAACCCUUUGGGAAGGUUCAGGGAAUCAGAACAGAGAUACACAGCAGAUGGGCUGGUCUUUGUGGAAAAAGGUUCGAUGCCACUUAAACCAUCGCCUGUUACCUUGCGCAGAAUGGCCAGCCAGCUCUCAGGUCUCCCCAGGAGGCUGCGAUCUACCAGCCUGCUGUGGAAGGGCAACACACAAGAAGCUCUGGCUCUCCUGAAGGAUGAUGUCUUGGUGGCUGAUCCUGGAACCAGAUGCCACUACAGCAAUUUGGCCUUCUCUCUGAUGGCACACGUGCUAGCUGACCACGCAGCUGACGGACAAUACCAGCGAUGGAUCUCGGAGAACAUCCUGGACCGCUUGGGCAUGGAGGACACUGGCUUUGACAUCACACCGCCCAUCCGCUCCCAGAUGGCGGUGGGUUUCUACAGCAGCCAGCAGCCAGCCCCUCUCUACGACCUCGGCUGGUACAGACCUUCUGGACAGAUGUACUCUACAGCUGCUGACCUUGCCAAGCUGGCAAUGGUGUUUUUAGGCACCUAUCACCGUCGUCUCCUAGAGCCUGACACAGUGAAGACAAUGCUGACACCUCUGUUUAAAUGCUCCACUGAAUACUUUGCCAACAAGACCGGAACGCCCUGGGAGAUUAACGAGCAAUUGGGAUAUGAUGUCAUUAGGAAGGAUGGAGACCUUGAUGGCUACUCAGCUACUUUCUCACUGAUCCCCAAGCUCCGCCUGAGCUUCAUUGUACUGAUGGCUGGGCCCAGGCCUCAGGGUGGAGAUCUUGUGACCCAGACAUACGAGUAUCUCAUCACUGCCAUGGAGACUGCGUUCAGAGAGGCAGAGAAAACACUGACUCCUCCCCCAAGCCCAGUCCCUUUUGUUGGCUACUACACCUAUUCCAACCUGACUUUCUAUGAGAUCAAAGUUGGACGCGGUGGGGUGCUGGUCAUGCAGCAGUUUGGGCCUCAUGCUGAAGAGCUGAUCCCUGAGAAAUAUCGGACAAUCAAGCUCCAUCAUCUGGAAGAUCGCGUCUUCCAAGUUGUGUUUGACAAGGAGUUCCCGUGUGUUCUGCAUCUGGGCUCUGCCUCCAUCUCACUGGAGACCCAGAAUGGGCAGCUCUUUAAUUUUUAUCCAUUUGAUCGCAAGGGUUUGUCUCCUGGCUUUGAUGCACCAGGGCUGAACACAUACAACGUGGUGCGUGUGCUUCGUAAACCUGUAUUCUAUAGCUAA